UAAAAUGAGGCGCGACCGAAACGAAGCGCGACCGAAGUGAUCGGCUACCGCUCUAGCAGAUGUUGGUUGGAAAUUCGAGUUGUAAUUUGGCAAAUCACGUGUUCCAAAAUUAAAUUUUCAAACACUUAUUAGUUUAGUUUGAUAAAAGGCUCCCAAUGGAUAGUGGGAAUAAGCCUGGAAGUUUUUCAAGGAAAGAAUUUACAGGAUUUAAUGUGUGAACAUAUUUGCAGCACAAUACAGUAUGUCAGAACAAGAAGAGAAUUUGCAUAAUGCAGUGAAACCUGAAAUUAAAGUCGAACCAGGCCAGUGCUGUGUUUUUGAUAACCAUGAAGAAAGUUUUUUAAAUAGUUUUCCAACAAUUCCAUCAAUGUUAAAUCCUGUGAGGUCACAAAUGGAAAUUGAAAAUAAUGAUAAAUGUAUGAAAUACGAGGAUGACUGCAGAAGUGUGUUCAAUGAAAAACAAUACAAGUUUGACAGUUUAAAGGAACAUUUGAAAAAAAACAAUGAACCUCUGGAAAAUAUAUGUGAACAUUUUAGAGAAACCCAUUUAGGAAUAAAAAUAGAGGAAGCAAACUCUCAAUGCCCAUGUUUUGCAAAGGAAUUUGAUCACAGAAGUAAACCAGAAAAACAUUUGAAAAUACAAACCAAAAAUAUGCCAAAUAAAUGUAGGAACACACAUUUAUGGAAACUUAAAGGAGAGGCAUCUUAUGAAUGUUAUCGUUGUGGAAUGAAGAACAAUCAAGACAAGAGUUUGAAGAUACAAUUAAAGAAACAUAAAAGAGAAGUAGCAUAUGAAUGUGAACAGUGUGGAAAGAAAUUUACACACCGGAACAAUUUUAAAACACACUUAAGGACACAUACUGGAGAGAAGCCAUUUGAAUGCGAACCUUGUGGAAUGAAGUUUACCCAAAGUAGCACUUUGAAAGCACAUUCAAAUAUACAUACAGGAGAAAGACCGUAUGAAUGUGAUCAUUGUGGAAAGAAAUUUACCCGAAGUAGUACUUUGAAAGCACAUUCAAGUAUACACACAGGAGAAAGACCGUAUGAAUGUGAACAUUGUGGAAAGAAAUUUAGAAUUAAAAGCUGUUAUAGACAACAUUUAAUGAGACACACAGGUGAAAAACCAUAUGAAUGUGAACAUUGUGGACGGAAGUACAUUCAAAGGAGCGACUUGACAAAGCAUUUAAGGAUACACACAUUAGAGAGACCAUUUGAAUGUGAAUACUGUGGAAAGAAAUUUACCGUAAGUAGCAAUUUGAAAGCACAUGUAAGGAUACACAAUGGACUUAAAUUAUGAAUGUAAACAUUGUGGAAGGAAGUGUAUUAGUAGUGGCGAUUUGAAGAAACAUAUACGGAUACACACAGGAGAGAGGCCAUUUGAAUGUGAACAUUGUGAAAAGAAAUUUAUUCAAAGGAAAAAUUUGAAAGAACAUGUAAGGAUA
Molecule: messenger RNA, 1442 nt
Organism: Anneissia japonica
Lineage: Eukaryota; Metazoa; Echinodermata; Crinoidea; Comatulida; Comatulidae
Product: zinc finger protein 239-like
Exons: 3
Coding region: 242-1297 (351 amino acids)
Biological process (GO): regulation of transcription by RNA polymerase II
Cellular component (GO): nucleus
Molecular function (GO): DNA-binding transcription activator activity, RNA polymerase II-specific; RNA polymerase II cis-regulatory region sequence-specific DNA binding
Source: RefSeq, a predicted model, not a curated record